UUCCCUCUCGCUCUCUUAUUUUGCAGGUUUAUACUCGAGCUGCUGCAGCUCUCGCCCCUAUCAGCUUUGUCAGCGGCCGAGUCGCUCGUUUUUUUCUCCGCACCGAGCAGCGAGUUUUAUUCGUGCGUGUGUGUGUGCGCGCGCGUUUCCCCAGCUCAUCCGAGUGCGUGCGAGAUCCGAGUGGUGCAGUUGUCCCAGGGAACCCCCCGAGAGAGCGCGCCCCAAAAUCGACGCCUUUGUCCAUUGUUCCGUCGACGUUGGAAUUGUUUUCGUUGAGUGACGGGCCGAUCGCGUAGCCGUACCAGCCGAUACAAUGGGAAAGGACGACGCCGAGACGACUGCGCUCAAAAAUGAGCUUAACGAGCUCAUCACCAAGUGCAAGGAUGAUCAAAAAAAGAUGCAAGAUACGACGAUCGAGGAUGCGUGCGGCAGCGUCGGCGACGCUCCGAAGGUCAAAAUGGUAACGAAAAAGAUGCUCAAAGGCCACAUCAACAAAGUAAACUCGGUCCACUUCAGCGGAGACAGCAGGCAUUGCGUGACGGGCUCGCUCGACGGCAAGCUCAUCAUCUGGGACACGUGGACCGGCAACAAGGUGCAGAUCAUCCCGCUGCGCUCGGCCUGGGUCAUGUCGGUGGCCUUCGCCCCGUCGGGCAACUUCGUCGCGUGCGGCGGCAUGGACAACAUGUGCACGGUCUACGACGUCAACAAUCGCGACGCCACCGGCUCGGCCAAGAUCACCCGCGAGCUGCUCGGCUACGAGGGCUUCCUCUCGUCUUGCCGAUUUCUCGACGACGGACACCUCAUCACCGGAUCCGGUGACAUGAAAAUCUGCAUUUGGGAUUUGGAAGCCAACAAGAAGACGACGGAUUUCUCGGGUCACGCCGGCGACGUCGUCAGCAUUAGCCUUGGACCAGAUGGCAAUAGCUAUUUGACCGGAUCCGUCGAUAAAACCUGCAAACUCUGGGAUCUUCGAGAGGAAGUCGCUCAUCAGACUUUCUUUGGUCACGAGGCCGACGUCAACUCCGUCUGCUUCCAUCCAUCCGGAAACGCAUUCGUCACAGCAUCGGAGGACAAAACCGCUCGACUCUGGGACAUUCGAGCCGACCAGCAGAUAGCGAGCUUCAAACCACCCAAUGGCAAUCCGGGCUUCACUUGCAGCGGUCUGUCGCUCAGUGGCCGCUUCAUCUUUUGUGGCACUGACGACAACAACAUCCACAUUUUCGAUACUCUCAAGAUCGCACACAAUUGCGUUUUACAAGGCCAUGAAAAUCGCGUGACAUCGUUGAGCGUUUCCGGCAACGGUAUGGCAAUGGUGAGCUGCUCCUGGGACCAGAACGUACGCGUUUGGGUGUAAAUCUUCAAUUGUAUCGCUUUAACAACUUCACGACGAGUCAAGAUGCUCACAAGUCAUAUUUAUGUUGAUUAUCGAUUAUAAUAAUUUAUAUAACGAAAAUAAUCAACGAGUUUCAUUUUAUUUACUAAAAAUCUUUGUGUACAUUAUUAUUUACAAGAUGUGUGCGAUUACGAAAACAUAAAAUACUUUUUAAAUAUUAGCUUCGCUUUUUCACAACGUAAAAGGUGCGUUAAUUCUCAAAUUCUUUUUAUUUUAGUAAGAGCAAUGGCUAUAAGUUUAUGCUAAAUAAUUUUAGAGGACAGUCAUAGGAUGAUGAAAAAAAUAAGCCCUGAAUUCCGAAGUAUGUACAUUUUUAUUAAUCGAAAAGAGAAAUAAGGUAAACGUAUUUCUGUUCUCUUUGCUAGCUGAAAUAUAAUACAAUAGAUUAAUAUGUUAUCGUGUGGCAUAAUAAAACUAAUAUUCUCGAGCAUUACAUUGUACACCAGUAAUAAUUUGUGAUCAAUCAAUAAAUAAAAAUAAUUAUUUCGAUUGAA
This is a messenger RNA of Trichogramma pretiosum, 1887 nucleotides long. RefSeq names its product guanine nucleotide-binding protein subunit beta-2 (gene Gbeta76C). The transcript is spliced from 6 exons. Bases 314 to 1354 code for a protein of 346 amino acids. Gene Ontology annotation, cellular component: heterotrimeric G-protein complex; cytoplasm. NCBI's taxonomy places the organism in Eukaryota, Metazoa, Arthropoda, Insecta, Hymenoptera, Trichogrammatidae. The record is from RefSeq and is a predicted model, not a curated record. Gene Ontology annotation, biological process: G protein-coupled receptor signaling pathway. Gene Ontology annotation, molecular function: signaling receptor complex adaptor activity; protein binding.